Messenger RNA from Melitaea cinxia (Glanville fritillary), 743 nucleotides. RefSeq names its product N-alpha-acetyltransferase 20 (gene Naa20A). Gene Ontology annotation, molecular function: protein-N-terminal amino-acid acetyltransferase activity. The record is from RefSeq and is a predicted model, not a curated record. NCBI's taxonomy places the organism in Eukaryota, Metazoa, Arthropoda, Insecta, Lepidoptera, Nymphalidae. The coding region runs from base 177 to 698 and encodes 173 amino acids. Gene Ontology annotation, cellular component: NatB complex. The transcript has 5 exons. Gene Ontology annotation, biological process: N-terminal peptidyl-methionine acetylation.
AAUCUGUAAUAUUGUUGUCUAUGUAUGGUUUAUGUCUAAUGCCUGAUGUCUAUACCUACUUUGUGUCAAGAAGUGAAAGUAUUUUUUUUUUUGUAAAUCUGAAGUCAUUUAUUUAAGCUAAAUAUCUAUUAAUUAUUAAAAUAAUUUUCAAAGUAACAAAUACCAGAACUGUCGAUAUGACGACGAUUAGGCCUUUUACGUGUGAAGACAUGUUAUAUUUUAACAACGUGAAUCUUGAUCCCUUAACAGAAACAUAUGGUCUGUCUUUCUAUACACAAUAUUUGGCACACUGGCCUGAAUUUUUCCUUGUCGCUGAAUCGCCAAGUGGAGAAAUAAUGGGAUACAUCAUGGGUAAAGCUGAAGGUCAUGGUGAGAACUGGCAUGGUCAUGUUACAGCUUUAACGGUUAGCCCUGAUUAUAGACGAUUGGGCUUAGCAGCUACUUUAAUGAAUAUUUUGGAAGAAGUCUCUGAAAAGAAAAAAGCUUAUUUUGUUGACCUGUUUGUGAGAGUAAGCAAUAAAGUAGCAAUAAAUAUGUACAAAAACUUGGGAUAUAUAGUGUAUAGAACUGUGUUAGAAUACUAUUCAGGAGAUCCUGAUGAAGAUGCUUAUGAUAUGCGAAAAGCAUGUUCAAGAGAUAUCAAUAAAAAAUCAGUUAUACCUCUGACACAUCCAGUUCGUCCUGAAGAUGUUGAUUGAUUUCUUUAAAAACAUAUAAAAAAUAAAUAUUUUGUUUAAAUUUUA